This is a messenger RNA of Capsicum annuum, 1715 nucleotides long. RefSeq names its product probable receptor-like protein kinase At1g49730. Lineage: Eukaryota; Viridiplantae; Streptophyta; Magnoliopsida; Solanales; Solanaceae. Gene Ontology annotation, molecular function: protein tyrosine kinase activity; ATP binding. The record is from RefSeq and is a predicted model, not a curated record. The coding region runs from base 222 to 1145 and encodes 307 amino acids. The transcript is spliced from 7 exons. Gene Ontology annotation, cellular component: plasma membrane. Gene Ontology annotation, biological process: protein phosphorylation.
AACGCUAAUUUUUUACAAAAAUGAAAACACAAAAAGCACAGAAUUUAAUUUUUUUUUUUCCAAUUUUACCAAAGGAAAAAGUUAGAAUAUAUUCGAUUAUUAAAGUCAGAAGCAACAAUGGGUCAUGAUAAUAAUCAGUUAGCCGACCCACAUGUCACUUUUUUAGUUAGUAAUAAUAAAAGUUGCUUCUUUUUCUUGUCAUUUUUCUGCAGAAUCUGUCAAUGGAAGCUUUGAUUUUCAAGAUCAGGCUUAUUAUUCUUUCUUGGGUACAUUUAAGAUCUCAUUCAGGUCCAAUAUCGUUGGUGAAACACUAUUCUUAUAAAGAUAUAAAGAAAGCAACUGAUGGUUUUAGGAGAUCUAUCUACAACUCUUCCAAAAGAGUUGCUUACAGAGCAAAGUUUCAAAAUGGCCAUGCUGCAAUUGUGAAAGAAGUCCGAGCUUUCGAAGAUAAGGAUGAUGCUGCCUUCUACAGGGAGGUACAGUUACUCGGUCGCUUGCAUCAUCGACAUAUUGCUGCACUUAAUGGGUUCUCUAGUGGUCCUAAGAGGUUUCUAGUCUUUGAAAAUAUGGAAAAAGGAAGUCUAAAGGAACACCUCUCUGAUCCUCUGAUGACACCAUUAAACUGGAGGAUAAGACUGCAAAUAGCAGUUGGGAUAGCUGCCGCUUUAGAAUAUCUCCACUUCUUUUGUGAUCCACCGAUGUACCACGUUUCAGUCAGUUCAAGUACCAUCAUGCUGGACGAGAACUUCACAGCUAAACUCUGUGAUGUUAGCCUCCUUUGUUCUGGCGAGAACAACAAUCCAAUUCCUACUUCUAAAUGCUCCAAAGAAUGUAGAGAUGAAAUCUGCAAACAUACAAUCUUCCAGCUUGGUUUGCUGAUCCUCGAGUUAGUCACCGGUCAAUCCUCAGAAGAUGGAGGCGUUGACUUAGUUCAAUGGGUUCAAGAUUCUCGUCUCCGAAGAAGAUCCAUUCACCAGAUGAUUGAUCCAGAUCUCGGAGACAACUAUGAUUUCAGAGAGCUUAAAGGUCUUUUGGCAGUUGCCAAAAUGUGUGUACAAUCUGUUCAUAAGCCUAAAGUAAAGACCCCUCAAAUUCUGUGGUAUCUCCAAAAGAAAUUGGGCAGGACUCGAGUAGUAGUAUACUGAUGACUGGAGUCAUGUGUUUACAAGGUGUUCACAAAUACAGAUAUCAUUGCUUCUGUGAGUAGACAGUUUUUUUUUUCUGCAAGUAGUCUACUUAGAGCCCUGGCGUAAGCGGCAAAGUUGUUGUGGGGGUCAAGCUUCGGAAACAGCGCUUGCAGAAAUCCAAUUUAUUGUUAGGCCAUGUAUAAUAUACCCUUGUGGUCUAGCACUUUCCGGAACCGUCAACAUAGUGAGAGCUUAGUACAUCAAGUUGUCCAUUAGUCUGCUUUUUAACAUUGAUUUAUGAGAUUAGAUCUCUUCAUAGAAACAAGAUCCUUGUUGAGGAUGUGCAUACUAGAUCACUCCAAAAUAAGACUCAUAGAUCCUUGUUGAGGAUGUGCAUACUAGAUCACUCCAAAAUAAGACUCAUAUUAGACUGCAUCUGAAUAUAGUCCAGUUUUUUAGUCAUCUUGUAAUAAGAAAACAUUCGGCAGAUCAAAAUUAGGUGUGAGUUAUCUCCCCUUGUCUUUCAUGUAUUGUAUCAAAUUCAUUGAUAAUGAGAUGGAAAAAAUCUUCCUUCCUUAUUUACUGGCA